Messenger RNA from Juglans regia (Persian walnut), 2825 nucleotides. RefSeq names its product zinc finger BED domain-containing protein RICESLEEPER 2-like. Gene Ontology annotation, molecular function: protein dimerization activity; DNA binding. Lineage: Eukaryota; Viridiplantae; Streptophyta; Magnoliopsida; Fagales; Juglandaceae. The record is from RefSeq and is a predicted model, not a curated record. The coding region runs from base 1 to 2760 and encodes 919 amino acids. The transcript is spliced from 4 exons.
AUGGAAAUAGGGGCCUCAGCUUCCUCUACUAGCUUAGAAAUGCACGAUGAGAGACCUCAAGAAACUUAUGUAGCAUCCACAUCUUCUAAACGAAGAAAGUCGGUAUCCGAGGUCUGGAACGACUUCUACAAGGAUACAAUAGAUGGGGAGGAGAAGGCCGUGUGUAAACGUUGUAAAGGGAAAUUCGUAGGGUCCAGUAAAAGUGGGACCACACACCUGAAGAAUCACUUGUCAAGCUGUCCAGCUAAGAAAGUUGGAGAAACACAUACAAAAAUGAUGAGUACUCGUCUCGAAACAGCCGGCGUUGGUAGGGAUUUUGUGUUCAAUGAUGAAAUGAGUCGCUUGGAUGCGGCAAGAAUGAUAAUUAAGCAUGGAUAUCCAUUGGAUUCCAAACUUUGGCCACAAGACGCUUUAAAGGGUGGCAUUCUUCGUGUCUACGAAGAAGAGAAGAAGAAACUCCAUAAGUAUCUGGAUUGUAUGAGAUUGAGGAAAAAGAUUCUUGCCUUGAAAAAAGUAGAUCAGUACGAUGAUAUUGCAGCGGGAACUUUGUUUGGAACAGUAACAAGUUUGCUUCAAGAGUGGAACAUUGACAAGAAAUUGUACUCUAUUAUUUUAAGAAGUUCUCACCCAAAUGAUAAAAUGGUUCCAAAAUUGGGAAUCUGUCUUCACAAUGGAGCUUACCAGCUACCUUUACGCAGAAAUUUCUUCCACAUCCAUUGUACUACAGAUAUUUUAAACCUUCUUUUUCAGAAUGGAUGGAAAGAGGUGGAUGGGAUACUUGGUAAGAUAAGGAAUGCUGCAAGAUAUAUUGACGAAGAACGACUGCAUUCGGAACUGAAUUUUGAUCAGAUUCUAGAGCAACACCAUUUUCAAGGCAAGUACUACAGUGUUUCUUUAAGAUGGGAUUCCGCUUUGCUCAUGCUUGAAAAAGCCCUAAACUCGAAAAAUCUAAUUUCUCUUCUGAAAAGAAAAGAUCGUGACUUGGUGGUCCCAUCUAUGGAUGAAUGGGAUGCGGCGAUGGUCGUAUACAAAUUUUUGAGACUACUAUAUGAUGAUUCAUGUCAUUUUUUAGGAUGCAAAUGUCCUACUGCAAAUAUGUACUUUUCUCGAAUUUGUGGCAUUCACUUCAAACUACUUGAAUUAGAAAAAAGUAAACACCAAAAUAUUUGCAUAAUGGCGACUAAAAUGAAAAUACCAUUUGACAAGUAUUUUGAGAAGUGUAGAACGGUUUUGGCAAUUGCAAGCAUUCUUGACCCAAGGCGAAAACAUGAAUACGUGAAAUACGCAUUCACGAAAUGCUAUGAUAUGGAAGUUCAGAAAGACUUGGCACGUAAUAUUACGAAUGCUUUAAAUGAUAUUUUUGACUAUUAUGAAAAGGAACUUGGCAAGCAGGCAUUAUCCUCUUCUCUCGCUAUUGAUAAAGGUAAUAGCUUCACCUCAUAUCAUGAUGUUAGCCCUUAUGAUGAGCUGAAUAAGUCUUGGAGGGAGGAAAAAUGCUCUGGUAACGAAGUUGCCUCAAGAAAGGAACUUAAUCGAUAUUUAGCAGAGCCUUGCAUUGAUGUAAAUGAUGAGUUUGACAUCUUGGAUUGGUGGCGUUCCAAUAGUCAAGAAUUUCCGACUCUCAAGAAGAUGGCACUUGACAUCUUGGGAAUACCAAUGUCAACGGAUUUGGAUUUCGGAAUUGGAGAUAUGACGAAAAUCAUUGAUCCAGCCUUUAAUGGCCUCCAUAGUGAUAUCAUAGAGGCUUUGAUAUGUGGAAAUGACUGGUUGGACAUGUCUACGAAUAAGACACCUAUCAAGGAAAUCGUACACUCCUCUAGUUACACUCUCAAUGGAAAACCUACAGGUCAUGAUUAUACUUCAAUGGCUAUGGGUGGACCUUCUUUAAGCACCGGGGAGCUUGAUCAAGGCAGACCGGAUUCCUCUCGUACCAACAUGGAUCUCACGCUUGGAUUUGGGCAGCAGCACGGCACGCAGACUCAUGACACUCCAAUUUCGAGAUUCCAAGUACCAGUCUCCCAAGAGUCUCUCUCUCAGCCCCUCCCUUGUGUGCCCACAACGGCCAACAUUAAUCCCACCAUGACUGUGCCUAAGGAAACUGGACCCAACCUUGGUUUUGAAAUUGGGCCCCAGCACGGCCCGUACCCUCAUCACACUCCAACUAGUUCGCGUUCUCAGACAUUCCAAGGAGUAGCCCUCCAAGACUCUCAGCCCCUCCCUCGUGUGCCCACAACGGCCAACAUUAAUCCCACCAUGACCGUGCCUCAGGAAACUGAACCCAACCUUGGUUUUGAAAUUGGGCCCCAGCACGGCCUGUACCCUCAUCGCACUCCAACUAGUCCGCGUUCUCAAACAUUCCAAGGAGUAGCCCUCCAAGACUCUCAGCCCCUCCCUCGUGUGCCCACAACGGCCAACAUUAAUCCCACCAUGACCAUGCCUCAGGAAACUAGACCCAACCUUGGUUUUGAAAUUGGGCCCCAGCACGGCUUGUACCCUCAUCGCACUCCAAUUAGUCUGCAUUCUCAAAUGUUCGGAGGACUAGCCCUCCAAGAGCCUAACUCUCAACCCCCCAUAGACUGCAUGCUCGGAACGGCCAACAAUAAUUCCACCGCGACAGAGGGUACAGGCCGUGAUACAAUAAUAUCAUGCGACCCACGCAAUAGUUGGAGUGCGAUGAGGGUACAGGCGAUGAGGGUACAGGCUGUGGAAACAGUCGGAUCCGAAGCAGUUCCACUAGAUCUUCUUAACAGUUGGUCAUGAAUAUAGCCACCAUCGGAUGUUCACAUCGACCAACAAUAAUCCCUCCGAGACCUCUCCCUCAGAAA